This is a messenger RNA of Etheostoma spectabile (orangethroat darter), 545 nucleotides long. RefSeq names its product B-cell receptor CD22-like. The coding region runs from base 30 to 545 and encodes 171 amino acids. The transcript has 5 exons. The record is from RefSeq and is a predicted model, not a curated record. Lineage: Eukaryota; Metazoa; Chordata; Actinopteri; Perciformes; Percidae.
AGCAGAGUCUGGAGGAUGGACAGACAAUCAUGGCGUCCACACUGAGCUUCACCCCCUCAGCCGAGUUGUUCUAUUCUGUCUCCGACCCGCUGACAAAAGAGGGCAGCAGCCAGCCGUCUUCAGCGACUCAGAGUCUCGACGUCUUGUAUACUCUUAGAGUCCCCGUGGCAACGCUGGUUACGCCUGGUCCUGUUUCUGAGGGCGGUACUGUGACAUUUACAUGUUGGAGUGAUGCUAACCCUCCCGUGAGCUUUUACACCUGGUACAGAGCCGUCAGUGGAAAGCUGACUAAGAAGGGGGAAGAAGAAAUGCAGGUCCUGCGGGGGGGGGGGUGUCUGUGUGACGCUCAAAGCACGAGGGGCUCUAAGAGGGCCGCGGCGAGAGUUUUGUUCCCCACAACAUAUGUGGAGUGUCGCUGGUCCUACGUCAUAACUGUUGCUGUGGAUGUGUACAAUAUUUCCAGGAGGCUGAAGGAGGCUGAAGGUAAGCACCCACCUCAGUCAGAGAAAGUGGCCGGCAGCCAGACAAGAGACAGUGAGAAAUGA